Molecule: messenger RNA, 1433 nt
Organism: Closterium sp. NIES-67
Lineage: Eukaryota; Viridiplantae; Streptophyta; Zygnematophyceae; Desmidiales; Closteriaceae
Source: the annotation of a GenBank genome assembly
AAAAUCGACUUGCGAGGAGUUAUUAUCUAUCUCGACGACAUACUAAUCUACAGCCGCAGCAGGGAGCAGCAUUUACAAGAUCUUGAUGCAGUCUUCACGCUGCUGCACAAGAAUCGCCUCAUUACGAAAGGGUCUAAGUGCGACUUUCUUAAGCAGGAGUUGGAGUUUUUGGGCCACGUCGUCUCGACCGAAGGAGUAAAAAUCGACCCCAAGAAAAUCAAGACCAUACAGGAGUGGAAGCCGCCAACCAACAUCAAGGAGCUGCAGAGUUUUUUGGGUUUCUUCAACUACAUCCGUCGAUUUAUCCCCAAUAUGGCUGGGUUAUCUGCCCCGCUAACUGACCGACUCAAGGAUCACGAUUGUUUUUUGUGGGGAGAGAAGCAGCAAGCUGCAUUCGACCAACUAAAGAUCGCCCUCACGUUGCCGCUUGUCCUUCGCAUCUUCGAUCCUGACUGUCCAUACGAAGUCAUCACCGACGCCAACGACAUCUCCAUCGGUGCAGUUCUCCUACAGGAUUUCGGCGACGGAUUACACCCGGUCGUCUACGAAUCACGGAAACUGCAGGGCGCGGAAAAAAACUAUACGGUACACGACAACGAAAUGCUGGCGAUCGUCCACGCGUUCAAGACCUGGCGGUGCUACCUGACAGGCGCUGACGUCACACAUACCACCGCCACCGGACACUAUUUUAAUAAGCGCGAUACUUCUCGCAUCUGGGUGCCCGGCUACGAUUUACUGCGUACCCUUUUAAUACAGGAAUCCCACGAAAACCCUACCUCUGGGCAUUUCGGAGUCGACAAAACUAUGAAGUCGUUGCAGCGCAACUAUUAUUGGCCGAACAUGGCCGACGACGUGCGCAAGUACGUGUCCUCCUGCACUGCCUGCCAGAUCAUGAAAUCCUCCCAUCAGCGAGCAGCCGGACUACUACAGCCGUUGGAUCCGCCCCAGCGACCCUGGCAAUACAUCACGAUGGACUACGUGACAGGACUGCCGGCCGGUCCCAGCGGAAACGACGCCAUUCUCGUGGUCGUUGACCGACUCAGGAAAAUGGCGCACUUCAUUGCCUGCCAACAGACAAUUACAACUGAGCAGACUGCCCAACUGUCCAUCGCCAACGUCUUUCGACUACACGGAUUGCCUACCGCAAUUAUCUCAGACCGAGACCCGAAAUUCACAUCGAAAUUCUGGCGCCACCUGUGGGACCAGUUCGGCACCAAACUACAGUUUUCCUCCGCCUACCACCCACAGACCGACGGGCGGACCGAACGAGUCAAGCAAACUAUGGAGCAACUCAUUCAAACUACCUGUAGUGACCCACAGACAUGGGAGAAAUCCCUUCCGCUGCUGGAAUUCGCAUAUAAUAACGCUCCCUCCGCCACAACCCAUCAGUCCCCAUUUUUCCUCAACUACUGACAGGACCCAGUGGUACCCUC